Molecule: messenger RNA, 588 nt
Organism: Gossypium raimondii (Peruvian cotton)
Lineage: Eukaryota; Viridiplantae; Streptophyta; Magnoliopsida; Malvales; Malvaceae
Product: histone H4
Exons: 1
Coding region: 130-441 (103 amino acids)
Biological process (GO): nucleosome assembly
Cellular component (GO): nucleosome
Molecular function (GO): DNA binding; structural constituent of chromatin; protein heterodimerization activity
Source: RefSeq, a predicted model, not a curated record
GAUCACUAUCUAAACAAAAAACUCCCCAGUUCCCGCUAUAAAAUACCUCGCAAUUUUGUUUCGCUCCUCAAAUUUCCAAUUUUAUUAUCCAAAUCGUUGAAGUCUCUUAAAUUUGGUUGGAUAUCGAACAUGUCAGGAAGAGGGAAGGGCGGCAAGGGACUGGGCAAAGGAGGAGCGAAGCGCCACCGUAAGGUUCUCCGUGACAACAUCCAGGGCAUCACAAAGCCGGCUAUUCGACGCCUGGCACGUAGGGGAGGAGUGAAGCGUAUUAGCGGCUUGAUCUACGAGGAAACGCGCGGAGUUCUCAAGAUAUUCUUGGAGAACGUGAUUCGCGAUGCUGUUACCUACACCGAACACGCCAGGAGAAAGACGGUGACUGCCAUGGAUGUGGUUUAUGCACUGAAGAGGCAGGGUAGGACUUUGUAUGGAUUUGGCGGUUAGAUGAUUUAGUGCCUAGGUUUUUAAUUAGGGGAAAAUUGUAGGGCUCUGCCAAAAUUACAAGCUGGGCUUCGUUGUUCACUGUUAUAGUUUGUAAUUUCGCAUAAUCAUUUGCAUGUUUUUAUUGAAACUUGAUGGUCUUUUUGUCAA